AUGGCCAAGACAUUAUCGGAGGCGGCUCGCGAGAGGGAAGCCCUCAAAUACGCGACGGUUUUCUGCCACAUCAAGGAGAGCUCAGAGCGAUCGAAACCAGGAACUUCUCUAUCCUCUUUCGAUGCCGGACUCAAUGCCUUUGCCCAGAUUGGCGCGCUGAGGCUUGGCGCCGCCCGCUGCUUAAUCUCCAUCUUCGACCAGGACUACCAGUACGUUAUUGCGGAAGCCACACCCUCGUCCAGCCUUGCAACCAAUACCAGCCAGCCCGAGCACUUUUGGCUGGGAUGCGCUGCGGUUACCCGGUCCUAUACCGGUUGCGACCAUCUCUUGACCGCUGCCAACAACCCUUCGACGGACGAAUCGAAACUCUUAUCAACACCGCUGCCCGUGUCUGUCGUACCCGACAUGACCCAAGACACACGCUAUCUGGCCAAAGAUCAUGUAUUGAGUGCGCCGCACAACCGCUUCUACGCCGGUUCGGCCCUGCGGACCGCCAGGGGCAUAUGUAUUGGCGCAUAUGCCAUCUUUGAUGACAAACCACGAGAUGGCCUCUCCACGCCGGACAUCGAAUUUAUGCAAGUAAUGUCUCGCGCCGUUAUGAGCCACCUAGAGCUGCGCCGCUCUGCCGAGAGUGCUGGGAGGAGUGACCGAAUGGUUCGAGGAAUCGGCAGUUUUGUUGAGGGCAAAUCGACCUUGUCGAACCUCUGGCGAGGCACCAAUGCAGCAGCGUUUGAACAGAGCGGUACGGAGGGAAAGCUCAACAAGAAUCAACAGUUUUUGCAACAGGCGGACACUGACCGGGACCUGGCCAUGCAAGAAAGCGCCUUUGAGUCGUCCCGUAAUCUUUACCAUGGGGCUGAUGUGGCACCCCAUCGCAGCCCCCGGUCGUCAUUGGCAGCAGCAGCGCAUGAGAGGAGCGAGAACGAGUCAUCACCCGCGCCGUUAUCUUCACUGACGGUGAGCGAUCCCAACGGAGUUGUUUCUAGUGGCCAAGACUCUCGCUCUGUGACAGACAAGGCUUCCAAAUCAACUAGAUUUACUCUCCACUCAAACGCGUCAGUUACAAGCGGCGCUGCCAAAUCUUUUGGUGACGAACUACACACAAAGGAGCUAAGGGAAGUAUUUGGAAAGGCGGCCAAUAUCAUCCGAGAAUCAAUUGAGGUGGAAGGUGUUGCCUUUUUAGAUGCCACGAUUGGUACCUUUGGGGGUCUAGUAGCAAGCAAUUCCGACAGUGAAACAACCAGUUCGGAGUCGCAGCCCGAUACGUCUGGAAGCGAGGGACGCGAAGAGAAGGAAGAUCCAGAGCAGAAAUAUUGCCGCAUUGUUGGUUUUUCGACAACCGAUGCAUCAAGUAUUGAUGGAAAGCUCCAUGGCAGCUCCUCAAUUAACGUCCCCCAAAGGUUCUUACGUGCCCUCCUUCGACGAUAUCCUGCUGGCAAGACGUUUACUUUUGAUGGUGUUGGAGAGCUUGUAUCCGGUGACUCAGAGGAGGACCGGCUUCGUGCUUCGGGCCCAACUUCUGGUCACGUCCAGGUGCCCUUGCAGGAGCGCAAACGCAAAGUCACGCAGUCCCGACACUCAGAGAGCGCCAUGCUCACGUCCAUACUCAAUGGGGCUCGUAGCGUCGCAAUGGUUCCACUAUGGGACUCUACGCGAGAGAGAUGGCAUGCGAGUGCCUUUGUGUGGACGAGAAGCCCGGAUCGAAUUUUCUCAGUCGAAAAGGAAGUCAGCUAUCUGAGGGCGUUCGGGUCGACUAUAAUGGCUGAAAUCAAUCGUAUCGAGGCUGCGCAUUCCGAGAAAAUGAAGUCAGAUUUACUAGGCUCUCUUAGCCAUGAACUGAGAUCUCCCCUGCAUGGCGUAUUAGCAGGUAUCGAACUGAUUCAGGACACCGAGCUCGAUGCUUUUCAAGGAGACACACUGCACUCGAUGGAAUCCUGUGGUCGAACUUUGUUGGACGUCAUCGAACAUCUUCUCGACUACAGCAAGAUGAACAGGUUCGUCAACUCGACGAAACCGACCAAAUCGACGCAGUCUCCCAAACGAGCAUCUAAGAAUACUGACAAGACCCUGAAGAAGCAACAACAGUCUUUCGAGUCCCAGAUGGCACCACUAGCAACAGAUGUUGACGUCAGUCUUCUGGUAGAGGAGACUAUUGAGAGCGUUUAUUCUGGAUUCAGUUAUGGCCGUUCUCGCGGAGCGCAGGCUGACCAGGCACUUGCGCCAGGGUCCUUGUACGACCAGAGUUCGUUUGCCUACCAGAACAAUCAAGAUUCACACCGCAUAUCCAACGGUUCCGUGGCUGUAUAUCUCGACAUUGAUGCAAAUGUCACAUGGACACGUCACGUUCAAGCGGGCGGACUCAGGCGCAUUAUGAUGAACAUUCUUGGCAAUUCCAUGAAAUACACAAACAGCGGCUAUAUUUUGGUCCAAUUGACGUUGAUCAAAGUGCCGCUCAGGCGAAAUUACAAGCAGACAAACCUGAAACUCACCGUCACUGAUUCGGGUAAGGGUAUCGACCCAGACUUUCUACGCGACAAGAUCUUCACUCCCUUCAGCCAAGAGGACAAUUUGCAACCAGGGACAGGUCUGGGCCUAAGCCUUAUACACCAAAUCAUUACCCUCCUGAAUGGCACCAUCACAGUGGAAAGCCAGCUGGGGCGCGGAACGAAGAUGGAGGUCAUUCUACCUCUAGCACAAGCGCAAAUGGCGUCCGAAACUUCCGGUAGCUCAGGAACCGACGUUGACUCUCUAAAGGGCUUGAGGGUCAGUCUUCGUGGCUUCAAAACCAGUACAAACACGGAUGGUCUUCCAAAUCACCCCGCCCCUAUAGAGGCUGAACUACUAGCGAACUUGUGCAGAACCUGGCUUGAUCUGGAAAUUAUUCCUGAAGAUUCCGAGGAAAUCCGACCAGACUGCAUUAUAUGCAACGACCAAUACUUUGACCAACUCACCCGAGGCCCGUCUGGAGUUUUGCCUCCCAUUGUGGUAGUGUGUCAAAAUGGAAGCAUCGCACGCGCCCAAUUGGACAAGAGUCGGAAUAGGAGACGAAGUGACUUUUUCGAGUUUAUUUCGCAGCCUAUUGGCCCCCACAAGCUCUCCAAGGCACUGUUGUUGGUCAUGGAACGUUGGAAAGUCUUCUCAGCCUCUCCGGAAGGGACCGCAGAUGUAUUGGCGAUGCUUCAUUCACGGCCCCUCACGAUCGAUCCCGGCAGCAGCCCCAUAGAUCAACAAACUCAUAGGGUGGGUGACUCUCAUGUUGAUCCGACCUUGUCCCUUGAAUCCCUGACCAAGGCUGUGGCCGAGCAGACUAUUGACGAAGUGGACCAUGUCGAUGAAAUACGGCCUGUAACAACACAAAAUACUGGCGAAGGUAGUGAGACAUCCUUGGGCUCAGGAUACGAGCAGGGUACGGAAUUCUUGCUUGUUGAUGACAAUAAAAUCAACUUGAAGAUCCUCUCGGCCUUUAUGAAGAAGAUGAAACGAUCGUACGAGAGCGCAAGCAACGGGCUAGAAGCACUACAAACUUAUUCUGCCUCUCCGGGCCAUUUCCGUUGCAUUCUGAUGGAUAUAUCCAUGCCGGUCAUGGACGGCUUGGAGGCGACAAGGCGCAUUCGGGAAUUCGAGCUCUCGGAAAAGCUACCGCGCUCACUGAUUGUUGCUCUGACUGGAAUGGCAUCCGGAAAAGUACAGCAAGAAGCUUUUGGCAGUGGUGUAGAUUUCUUCUUGCCAAAACCUGUGCGCUUGAAUCAGCUCACAGAGCUUCUCGAUGAUAAGGGGUUGGGAACCAAGACUUAA
Molecule: messenger RNA, 3795 nt
Organism: Pestalotiopsis fici W106-1
Lineage: Eukaryota; Fungi; Ascomycota; Sordariomycetes; Amphisphaeriales; Sporocadaceae
Exons: 5
Coding region: 1-3795 (1264 amino acids)
Biological process (GO): protein autophosphorylation; phosphorelay signal transduction system
Molecular function (GO): histidine phosphotransfer kinase activity; phosphorelay sensor kinase activity
Source: RefSeq, a predicted model, not a curated record